AUUGAGUCGAAGUCAAGAAAAUAGGCAAGGUACGAUAUUCGCCUAACAAAGUGCAUUUUUGCGAAUUAGUUGAACACUACUAACUUAUUUCUAAGUAAAAUUACUUAUAAAUAUUAUAGGUACCAGUUUUUUCAUUCAUCACGAAAGGCAUGCAAACAAACAAUAUUAUCGAUUAUUAUUAUUUCCUUUCACUUGCUAUAUAAAUAUUCAAGUAUAGUAUAACACAUUAGUAAUUAAACAAUCUGUUCAUUAUAACCGUUAAAAGCUACCUAAAGGUAACGAGAUUAGCGAUAAGCGUCGAUGACCUUAGUACUCAAUUUGUUCUUAGUUGAGUUAGUUUCAGGUUUAAAUACAAUCAAUAGGUACAUUGUCUAUCGAGUGCGCAACUAAGUAUGUAUAGAAUCGGUAAAUCGGUAAAUGCCACAGCGCGGUUCAACCGGUCGGGCGACGCGGGCAAUCUGCGCUUCGACUGUAGAGCGACUAGAGCGAGACGCGGCGAUUAUUCGGCUUUGUCCAACGCCCGUUCGGGCAACAUCGGGCAUUUCCGUUACAUCGUGGGUCCGAACUCGACGCCAUUACCUCUCCGGGCAUAGUGUGAAGCAUUUAUUUGUGGAAUACGUAAACAAGUUAUUGUAGUAAGUGUCUAAUUUGUGCGUUAUAACUUGUAAAUAAUGUCGGAAAAUGAAGAUGUUAAUAGAGAAGAAUUUAAUCGAAGAAUUGAAGAUAUGUUCAUAUCCAAGAAGGCUCCAAACACAUUUUUACUAUCACGUUCCAAAUAUAACACGCUUAUCCAACAAGUUAAAGCGGCAAAGAUAAAAACGAAGAAGACACCCGCGGACUAUCGACGUGCGAAACGAUAUGAUGUGAUCAAAACACCAGAAGGAGAAAGGCUCAUAAUGGCCACCAAGCCCGGUCAAACUACGCAACAGGUAUUCGUUACUAUGGACGAAAUAUACGACGUUGUACGUGUUAACCAUUUGAAAUUAAUCCACGGUGGCCGAACGAGAAUGAUGGAAUAUAUAAAACCUAUGUACAAAAAUGUCACGGCUGAAUGUGUGUCCGUUUACCUAUCUAUGUGCAAGGGAUGUAAAAAUAAAAGUUUUAAAAGAGGAAAAAGGUUGCCAAAAAUUACAUCAGAUGGGAGUUCGGAAUUACAAGAAGAAGUUUUGCAAACCUCUGAUGAAGAGGCAGAAAUUGACCCUUUCAAAAUGGGCAGUUCAGAAACAUUGGUGGAGGUUCCACUUCAAAAAAGACAAUCAAAUCCUAUUUCAGAAGAAACUUACCCUGAACUUUAUUCUAGAGGACAAAUAGAUAUACUAGCGGUGACAGGAGAAGAAACUGAAGAAUAUAAGUAUAUGCUGGUUUAUAGAGACUUUAUAAGCAAAUUUACGCAUCUAAGAGCAUUGAAGACGACUUCUAUCGAAGAGUCGGUUGAUAACCUACUUGAUAUUUUUUUGGUAUUUGGUGCACCGAACAUCUUGCAAUCUAAAAACGGGACCGCUUUGACAGCCCCGAUUUGCAAACGCAUAACGGUAUUAUGCGCCGAUAUUAUAAUUCUCACAUCCGAAUCUAAUUUUAAAACUUAUGAUUUGGAAGGAAAGACAAAUGAAGAUAUUCUUAAGAAAAUGAAUAAGUGGUUGUCGGAAAAUAAGAAAGCAAAAUGGCAAAAGGGCUUGAAAUUUGUUCAGCAUUCGUUGAAUACAAGAUUUCAUACUACAUUAUGUAGAACGCCUAGUGAAUUAGUUUUCGGCGCGGAUCCGAGAAAAGGUAUAGCAUCAGUUUUGCCAAUGGAUGUAUGCCAGGCUUUAUCGACUGAUUCUGAUUUGAAAAGAACUUUAGAAAAGAAGGAAGACCAAAACACAGAGCAAAUUAUGUCGGAGGAAACGUUGAUAUUGCCGUGCGAUUUUAUUAAGAUUGAAGCUAUGGAAGACGAGGUAAUGAAAUAAUUGUUUACAAAACAUUCCAGUUUGUUAAUUCUAAAAAAUAAACGGCAGUUGAAAUAUGA
This is a messenger RNA of Cydia pomonella (codling moth), 2005 nucleotides long. RefSeq names its product SCAN domain-containing protein 3-like. The record is from RefSeq and is a predicted model, not a curated record. Gene Ontology annotation, biological process: DNA integration. Bases 672 to 1946 code for a protein of 424 amino acids. Lineage: Eukaryota; Metazoa; Arthropoda; Insecta; Lepidoptera; Tortricidae. Gene Ontology annotation, molecular function: nucleic acid binding. The transcript has a single exon.